Nomia melanderi (Alkali bee) is the source of this 3884-nucleotide messenger RNA. RefSeq names its product optix (gene Optix). The record is from RefSeq and is a predicted model, not a curated record. Gene Ontology annotation, molecular function: RNA polymerase II cis-regulatory region sequence-specific DNA binding; DNA-binding transcription factor activity, RNA polymerase II-specific. Gene Ontology annotation, biological process: regulation of transcription by RNA polymerase II. Lineage: Eukaryota; Metazoa; Arthropoda; Insecta; Hymenoptera; Halictidae. Gene Ontology annotation, cellular component: nucleus; transcription regulator complex.
UACCCGGUUGCAACGGGCGCGUACAAACGUAUCAUGCUGGGUAGGGCCGGUGCCGAGAUGCCGGCUUGUAAACGAAACCAGUUUGCUAUCCGAUACGAUCCAGGCAACAGCGGCCUCGCGUGAUAUCCCCACGGCAUCGAGGAGGAGUAAAACGUCACCGCACUUUUUCGCCCGGUGACCCCGAGGAUAUCUACCUGGCGAACGUUACCUACGUCCGGGAGUCGGUUGACAGUUGCGUCGGGGAUGAGACACGCCGCUAGUCCGAUGGACGUAGGCGACCGGUUGUAGCACAGUCGACGAUCUUUCGCCGCGUGCGUCAAUUUGCAAUAGUUAACCAAAGAUCCGGCCAGUGCCAUCUAGAAAACAGUCCAACGGAAGUGACAGCUGGACGUGCACGUCCGACCGCUUGUCAGUCGGAAUUGGAGCGUCGGACAGAGACACUUGGACGUAUACCGGUACCGGAAAUUCUUCCAGCGCGAGCUUUCCGGUGACGUUUCUAGGCCCAGUGAUCCGCGCGAUCCACGAGUACGUUCAGUGUCGUUCGUGAAGUGAGGUUCCAUAUAAAACCAGUCCAGUGACCGAAUGGAGCAGGGUGAAUGAUGAGUACGAUGCUCCCGGCUUCAUCAUGAGAACUCCGAAAAGCAAGCAUAAAUCUGUUCGGAGAGUCUCGCGUGACGGACGAUCGAUGCUCUGAAGGACGAGUUAAAGAGUUUGAAAGGCGAGCACAGCCGAGCGAGACUCGCGAUCUCGAGGAUUGUAAGGUCGAAGGUGAAGAGAUGUCAGCCGUUGCGCCAGCGGGCACUGGUGCCGCCGCGCCCACCGCGAACGGUCCGAUAGUGCCAGCCCCUGUUUUCGCGUUGCCGACGUUAUCGUUCACCGUCGGCCAGGUGGCCACCGUCUGCGAAACUCUGGAAGAGAGCGGCGACAUCGAGAGGCUAGCCAGGUUCCUUUGGAGCUUGCCGGUCGCUCAUCCGAACAUCCAGGAACUAAAUCAGAGCGAGGCAGUCCUCAGGGCGAGGGCGAUCGUCGCGUUCCAUUCGGGUCAUUACAGAGAGCUGUACGCCAUUUUGGAGAGGCACAAGUUCACCAAGGACUCGCACGGCAAACUCCAGGCGAUGUGGUUAGAAGCGCACUAUCAGGAAGCUGAGAAGCUGCGCGGCAGACCGCUUGGUCCGGUUGACAAGUAUCGAGUCCGAAAGAAAUUCCCGUUGCCCAGGACGAUCUGGGACGGAGAGCAGAAGACCCACUGCUUCAAGGAAAGGACCAGGUCGUUGUUAAGAGAAUGGUACCUGCAGGAUCCUUACCCGAAUCCUGGCAAGAAGAGGGAACUGGCCGCUGCCACCGGGCUCACGCCGACCCAGGUGGGGAAUUGGUUCAAGAACAGGAGACAACGGGAUCGGGCUGCUGCCGCGAAGAACAGAAUGCAGCAACAAUCCGGCACAGGAAACGGAAGUACACGUCGCGCGCUGAGCCCCGGCCCAGGCGGCAGCGACUCGGAGGACUCCGACAUUUCUCUCGGCGGAACGUCGCCUCCGUCGCCGAGUUCCUCGCCUCCGCCGACUCAUCAACCAUCUCCUGUUCCUCUCGGGCCCCUCGGACCUCUGCCGCCGCCAUCCUUAAAUUUCCGCUUCGAUCCGUCGCAAUCGCAGUUUCGAUUCAACCACGCGACGGCCUUCAAGUUCCCGCCAUCGGGCUUCCGGUUUGGACCGCACAGCCCGCAACACAAUCAUCCGAACAUCUCGGGCGGCGGGAUCUUCAGGCUGACGGAAACGAGCCCGUUCCAGGCUGUGGGACCAAGGGGUGAUCUCGGAUCGAGACUGCCGGAUCCCUUAGGAUUGCCGCCGCCGCGGCUGCAUCCGCACGAGGGUCUGCUCCAUCAUCCGCACGUCCCACACCAGCUACCGGAAGGAAUGUCCAGGUUAUCGGACGGCUCGCGGCUCUCCGACGGCGGGAUCUCGCGUCUCUCGGACAGCCUAUCGGAAGCGCACAGCCCGCCGCUAAUGGCGACGAACCUGUCGGUGACGGGUCCGCUGAGGGUCGCGGUGCCGAGCCCUCACACGCCCUCCUCGCGGGGCAGCCCACCGUCGAGUCAGCCGACCCCGCAGGGUCAGUCCCAGGGCCAGGGAUUGAUAAGGGUUGCGACGCCACCGCCGAACCCGAAACCGCCUCAGAUCCACAGACCGUUCUCGCCGGCGUGAUACGAUAAGGACGACGACCCGGACGAAAUUGUGUUGGAGGAACGGGAGAGCUACCGGGCUUCAGUGCCCAGUGGUGCAGCAGUAACCACCAGCAACGGGGAGCACCAGCUGUUCCUCGAGAAGCGGUUCGAGGUGUUGUGAGAUCGAUGAAAGCCGCGAAACGGGGAGAAUCGUUUUCGCAAAGGCGAACCGAGUUCGCGAGACUUCGACGAUCACCCCUGCCCGAUGAUUACUCGAGAUCAAAGAACGAAGUAACUCGAGGAAGCUGUUCGUAGGGCGAAGGGCUGUGCCGCGAGAAAUCAAUCAACAUCUGACACCGUAAAUCCGGUGAACAACUCGUGCGGCGACGGGAAAGGAGAUCGGCGGGAUCAGCGCCUAAGAAAACGCUGAUGGGACGGACGACGCUGUCGAUUACGUAUUCCAGGAAGCCUGGCCAGAGUAUUCUAGUUUUGACGGUGCGUUGUUGGUAAACAGAUCGCACGGGCGGACGUGUGCAAUUUAACCGAGAUGGAAAGUUGAAUCCGAGUGUAAAUAGUUUCCCUGGGACUCUGGUACGACCAGGCGGUCUGCUUCAGCGACGGACUCUCAGUGUAGUGAGAUGUUACUUUCGUAGUUUGUACAUAGCGACGCUUCUGCGAAACCAAAAAUGGAACACGAGGAAAAUAGGAAGGGACAGGUUGUUCGUAGUCGUUACUCGAGAAACUAUUCGGUGGUCGCUUGGAGCCUCUCGGACGCUGAUUCGAAUCAUCGUCGAGCGGAUGAUCGAAAUAUCCAACGCUUUAUUCGGUCAAGGAAUUAGACAAUAGUUCCUUGUCCUAGACUGUCAGAGCUAAUUGUCGAGUGAUAAACGAAUAACCAUUUCGUAAAUGAUCCACGCGAGAUUACGACGACGUCGUCUCUGAAUCCUCUUUGUAUCGGGAUUCAACGAACGCAGAGCGGUAAGCGUUGGGAUCCUCAGGGUCAGCGUCGACCAUGUGUCGACGUCAAAACCGCACAACGUCGCUUACUCGACGACCGAGAGUGAAAAAGUGAAAAUCGCGGAGGACGCGAACCGACGCAUACGUCGUGAUCAGAGGCGGACACACAAUCACGCGUACACGUACACGUACACGUACAAACACACGAUAAACACGCAUCCUCGUCCCCAGUAGGCUAAAUAGAGAUUAGCGAUUUGUAAAUUUCCGAAAUCGUCCGUGGUCACGUUAAAAUCGUUUCGCUCCGGGAGCAGAACGAGCCGCGGUUUAUGACUCGAAGAUCGACAAGAGUCGAUCGAUCCAUGAAUCUUUCUCCGAAGGAAGCCUAACUGAGUGGUAGAAAAACUCGACGCCGGGACAUCCCACCCGUAAUUGACGUUCCUCUUCUCUCUGUAGAUACGCAUCGCGGAUAACCAAUACGUACACCGUAACACGCAAGGAACAGAAUAAAGAAAAAAAAACAAAAACAAAUUAGCGAAUUUCUUGUGUAAUCGGCCCUUAUACAUAUUGAACAUACCUACCGAUCUAUGUACACAUAGACACACCUUACGUAAAAGACUAUUACCAACGGAAUUAUACAUAUAUAAAUACAUGGAGGAGAGAAUGAAUCAUUAUGAAUUAUUAUUAUUAUUAUUAUGAAAAUUAUUAUUAUUAAUAUUAUUAUUAAAUAUUAUUAAUAUUAUUAUUUGCGCCUGUACAUAACAUUCACGCG